CGGAAGGGGCGUGUAGUUCCGGGCGGGAGGAGCUGGCGAUGGCGCUGGGCGCCGUGUGUCGCCGCUGGUGGCUGUUCCACCGCCGAGCCCUCAUCCCCUGGCCCACAGUGGGCAGCAGACCGGGGCUGUGCGGGCUGUCCUCCGGCGGAGAGGGGCCCGGGAGCGGGGUGAGGGUGCGCUUCGGGCCGAGCCCCACAGGUUUCCUCCAUCUGGGUGGACUCCGCACAGCUCUGUAUAAUUACAUAUUUGCCAAAAAGCACAGAGGCCAGUUUAUCCUCCGUAUAGAAGACACGGAUCAGAGCCGUCUCGUGCCUGGAGCAACGGAAAGCAUUGAAGACGUACUGGAGUGGGCAGGGAUACCCCCCGAUGAAAGCCCUCGUCAUGGUGGCUCCUGUGGACCUUACCAGCAAUCGGAGCGACUUGAUCUGUACCGGAAGGCUGCUGAAACUCUAGUGAAGAGAAAUGCAGCAUAUUAUUGCUUCUGCACUCCGUCACGCCUGGAAAUAUUGAAGAAGGAAGCACUGAGAAUGAGGCAGACACCAAGGUAUGACAACCGUUGUAGACACCUCUCUGCCGAGCAGAUCGAGAAGCGACUGGCACGAGGUUCCCCGUAUGUUAUCAGAUUCCACCUGGACCAGGGUACGGUGACCUUUGAAGAUCUGGUGUAUGGACUGAGCAGGAUGGAGCCAGCCAGUGUGGAAGGAGACCCCGUCAUCCUCAAGGCAGACGGGUUUCCGACCUAUCACUUGGCCAACGUGGUUGACGACCAUCACAUGAAAAUCAGCCACGUUCUGCGGGGAACGGAGUGGCUUACUUCCACCGCCAAACAUGUGAUGAUGUACAGUGCCUUUGGCUGGCAGCCGCCAAUAUUUGCUCACCUUCCUCUCCUCCUGAACACAGAUGGCAGCAAACUGUCUAAGCGUCAGAGCGAUCUGUUCAUUCAGAACCUUUCCCAGGGUGGCUACCUGCCGGAGGCUCUACUUGACAUUGUUACCAACUGUGGAUCUGGCUUCUCAGGCAAUCGUACUGGUCGAACCCUGGAGGAGUUGGUGAGUGAGUUUGACUUGACUGGAAUCACAACUCACUCUGCCUUGUUGGACCUUGACAAACUGCCAGAGUUCAACAGAAUUCACCUGUUGCGCCGCAUCGAGAACAGCAGCUCAAGGCAACAGCUGGUGAUGGAGCUGCAAGCACGCGUGGAGAAGGUGUACAAGGAAAAGCUGCUGGAGGGAGAGGCCCUGUGCACGGACUAUGUGGAACGGGUGCUGGAACACCGGAAGGGGCACAUCACAUCUUUGCUGGACCUACUGAAGCCAGCCUACUCUUACCUGUGGAUCCGGCCUCCUGUACCCCGAGAGCAGAUGGAGGGUCUGACCACAGAGGGAGAAAAGAUCUGCAGCAUGGUGAUAAGCCUGUUUCAAAACUGGACAGAGGGUAAUGGGGCGAUGGAGGAGCUGAACUCUGAGCUGAGGACAUUACAGGCACAGUUCACAACCACCAAAUACAGUGUCAUGAUGAAGCUCCUGCGACUGGUUCUCAGUGGGCAGCAGCAAGGAGCGGGUGUGGCUGAGAUGAUGCUGUCCUUGGGGCCUGAAGAAGUCUGUGAACGACUGCAACGAGUGAUCGUCCAUUGAGCCCACGGGCCUUCCUCCUACCUGUGUACUAGGGGGGGGGAUUGUGCUUGAUGUAUCCCUCCAUUAGUAUGGACAUAUUUCACAGCCGACAGAACAUCUAAGAAGGGAAGCUGUUAAAUGUCCAGACAUUUGAUACCACUGGUUAGAUCUACCUGCUGUCAUGGCAGGUUCUCUAAAUGGUCCUACUUUGUGAUUGUAGCCCUCUGUCCAAGGGAUUUGGGCAUCAGUUGGAGUGGAGUUAGGCAGGGAAGGGAAAGGCUUCUAUCUCCAUUGGGUUUUCCCAGCAUGAUCCUACACUAGGAGAUGAGUCUCAAGUCCAAGAUCACAUGCAGCUUUCAGGGCUUUGAUCAUCACUGACCAAGAACAGCAAACCACUUGCUCUCAACAACAUGGACAUUCGGUAUCAAUGGAUUUACAAUAGACUAUUUAAUGCAGGUGUUCUAUGAUGCACACCUUCUGCCUUUUACCAUGCUUCAUGUUAUCCUUUCUGUAUUUCAUUCUAUUCUUUUCUCGCUCAUGUCUCUAUUUCCUCUUAGUUUGUCCAUUUAAUUCCUAAAGAAUUCCAUUUUGGGUAAAGAAGUGUUUCUUCAAUUCCUUACUGAAUUUGUCAACUGUAACUAAUUUAUAAUUAUUAUCUUGUAUUUAUCUCCUUUAGUUUUGGUUUCCCCCUUCCCUCCAUUGCAAGUAUUUUCUCUGCAGAUACCAUGUCAAAACUAAUGUAUUAUUUCAAUGUCAUAACGAGCCCAUCUUUUCUAGAUAAAAGGUCUCUGGUUGAUCAGUCUACCUGUUAGUUACAGCUUUUUAAACAUAAACAUCUUGAGAAUUGAUGAGGACCAGGGUAUGUUUUAUAAGAUGGGCAUUGCUGAUGGAUCAAGGAAUAAAAUAAAUAUAUAUAAAUGUUGAUACAUACCUUCAGUUCAACCCGUUUAUAGAAGUAUUCUUUGUGGUGAAGUUUUUGUUCCAUUUUUCCUGGUUUAACUUAUGAAGUGGUUGGUGGUAAUGUGUACAAUUGCUGGUUAAACUGUGGUCCUGGAUUUACCGUCUCUGCAUUAAAGUCGCUACAGGAGAAGCGCGUGAAGUACAGCUCACUUAUUCUGGUGCUCUGAAGGUUAGCACUGGCAAAAAGACCAUGAGCAACUCAAACGGGCUCAUCUUUCUGACAAGUAACUCUAGUGAAGUAUUCUGGACACAAGAUAGUGACAGGAGUUCUGGCUUUACCAGCUUUGCUCAGAUUUCACACCUCUUAAUUUGAAAUUAAAAAAUGCCAAAUGCUAGAAAUCUGAAAUUUAAAAAAAGAAAAAAAUGUUGGAAACACUCAGCAGGUCAGGGAGCAUCUGUGGAAAAAGAAACAUUUGAUGUUUCGGUUUGACAACUCCUUCAUCCGAUUUAACAAAGAAUUCCAGAUCAAAAUGCUACCCAUUUUUCUUACCACAGAUGCAGGUCUGCAACGUGUUUCAGCAUUUUAUUCUUAUCACUAACUUUUUGCAGUUUAGUAAGUAAAGGAAAGCGCUAUUCAAAUGUUGAAAUCUGCAGGUGCUUUAUUAUUCAGAACGUGUUGGAGAAAAAUUAUUUUGAAGGCAAGCUUUGUGAAUGGAAUUAAUCUGAAAUAAAGGGAGUGCUGGGAUCUG
Amblyraja radiata (thorny skate) is the source of this 3262-nucleotide messenger RNA. RefSeq names its product glutamyl-tRNA synthetase 2, mitochondrial (gene ears2). The record is from RefSeq and is a predicted model, not a curated record. The coding region runs from base 39 to 1634 and encodes 531 amino acids. The transcript is spliced from 9 exons. NCBI's taxonomy places the organism in Eukaryota, Metazoa, Chordata, Chondrichthyes, Rajiformes, Rajidae. Gene Ontology annotation, molecular function: tRNA binding; glutamate-tRNA ligase activity; zinc ion binding. Gene Ontology annotation, biological process: glutamyl-tRNA aminoacylation. Gene Ontology annotation, cellular component: mitochondrion.